This is a messenger RNA of Lindgomyces ingoldianus, 852 nucleotides long. Its product is annotated as alpha/beta knot. Gene Ontology annotation, cellular component: mitochondrion. Gene Ontology annotation, molecular function: RNA binding; RNA methyltransferase activity. The transcript has 3 exons. The record is from RefSeq and is a predicted model, not a curated record. Lineage: Eukaryota; Fungi; Ascomycota; Dothideomycetes; Pleosporales; Lindgomycetaceae. Bases 1 to 852 code for a protein of 283 amino acids. Gene Ontology annotation, biological process: rRNA methylation.
AUGGUUGGUGUGAAGAUACACGAGGUCGGAGAUGAGUGGUUGCGUGUCCUGGACAAAACUGCCAGUGGCAGACCGCACAAUGGUUUCAUCUUAGAGGCAUCUCCCCUGCCUCGACCUCCCAUCACACAACUAGGCGCUGCCUUGAUAGGUUCGGCGUCCUUCAAGGUCGAGAGGGACAAGCAAAGCAGAGAAGAUGCAAUAGUGAAUGGAACGCAGGAGGAGUAUUCAUACAAAUCGGCUGGGUGGAGACAUCCCUUGCUGCUAUACGUUGACGGAGUGCUUGAUGAAGGAAAUCUCGGAGCAAUUGCGCGCUCUGCAUACUUCCUAGGAGUCGAUGCCAUCGCUACACCGACGAGACAGAGUGCUCCCUGGAGCCAUAUUGCACUUAAAGCCUCGGCGGGUGCCGCCGAAGCCAUUCCAAUAUUUGCCGUCGCCCAGCCUUCAAGCUUUCUUAUGAAGAGCGCUCUCAGAGGCUGGAGGAUAUACGCAAGUGACGCUAUACCACCAGAGAUAGAACUUCAAUCCUCGGGCACUACAUCUUUGUCACCCAUGAACAGAGAUGAAGAUUGUUCAAGUAAAGUCCUCUACACAUUCGCUCGGAGCUCCAAACGAAUUGCCGACCACUUCCCUGUCGCAAGUCACCCGACAAUUCUAAUGAUGGGCGCCGAAGGAUCUGGCCUGCGAACCAGUUUAAUAAACCAAGCCCACUACAAGGUCGGGAUUCGAGCUGGACGGGAUGUUGGUGAAGUUGGCGUAGACAGCCUUAACGUCAGCGUUGCUGCUUCACUAUUAUGUUAUGAGUUUUUAAAGAGACCAAGACAGGAACGGAAACCUGGCGAGUGGCUUUUCUAA